Cavia porcellus (domestic guinea pig) is the source of this 4100-nucleotide messenger RNA. RefSeq names its product gonadotropin releasing hormone receptor (gene Gnrhr). NCBI's taxonomy places the organism in Eukaryota, Metazoa, Chordata, Mammalia, Rodentia, Caviidae. The transcript has 3 exons. Bases 59 to 886 code for a protein of 275 amino acids. Gene Ontology annotation, biological process: cellular response to hormone stimulus; neuropeptide signaling pathway. The record is from RefSeq and is a predicted model, not a curated record. Gene Ontology annotation, cellular component: plasma membrane. Gene Ontology annotation, molecular function: G protein-coupled peptide receptor activity; peptide binding; protein-hormone receptor activity.
CAAUAAGACAUCAGAAGCACUGAAAGCAUACAAAUUGAAGCUUUAUCACUGGGGAAAGAUGCAAGACGACACCUCUUCUGAACAGAAUCCAACCCACUGCUCAGCCAUCAACAGCAGUGUCCCACUGGUGCAGGGGGCCCUUCCCACCUUGACCUUAUCUGGAAAGAUUCGAGUGACAGUGACUUUCUUCCUUUUCCUAGUCUCCACCACCCUUAAUGCUUCUUUUUUGCUGAAACUUCAGAAAUGGACUCAGAAGAAGGAGAAAGGAAAAAAGCUCUCAAGAAUGAAGGUGCUUUUGAAACAUCUGACCUUAGCCAACCUGUUGGAGACUCUGAUAGUCAUGCCACUGGAUGGGAUGUGGAACAUUACAGUCCAGUGGUAUGCAGGAGAGUUACUCUGCAAGAUCCUCAGCUAUCUGAAGCUUUUCUCCAUGUAUGCACCAGCCUUCAUGAUGGUGGUCAUCAGUCUGGAUCGCUCCAUGGCCAUCACCAGGCCCUUACCUGUGCAGAGCAACCGUAAGCUUGAACAGUCCAUGACUGGCCUGGCCUGGGGCCUCAGCAGUGUCCUUGCCGGGCCGCAGCUGCCUCUUCAUUAUCCCUCUUCUCAUCAUGCUGAUCUGCAAUGCCAAAAUCAUCUUUACCCUGACACAGGUCCUCCAGCAGGAUUCCAACAAACUACAACUGAACCAGUCCAAGAACAACAUACCAAGAGCGCGGCUGAGGACACUGAAGAUGACAGUGGCGUUUGCCGCCUCCUUUAUCGUCUGCUGGACGCCCUACUACGUCCUAGGACUGUGGUAUUGGUUCGACCCUGGAAUGUUACACAGGAUGUCAGAACCAGUAAAUCAUUUCUUCUUCCUCUUUGCUUUUUUAAAUCCAUGCUUUGAUCCACUUAUAUAUGGGUAUUUUUCUCUGUGAUCCACAGAUCAUUCAGAAAGUAAUACAAAGAAAAGUUAAUAAUUUUCUUCACUUGGAAAUGGAAAAUACAAAGCAUGCCACAUAUUUACCCACAAACAAGGCAGGAUUUGAGAAUAAGCUGUCAUCCUUCUUCUUUCAAAACAUCAUAUUGGCAAAGUUUUAAUUACAAAGAAAAGAAUUAUCCAGAAAAAAUACUAAUAAUUUUUUCUGAGUCAUAAAUUUCUAAUCUCUUCUUUUCUGACUUUCUUUUACAUAUUAUUUGAGUUUCUUCUUGCUUUCUCCUAGUAUAACAGUGCAUAAACAUUUAAAAUAGAUACAGUCUAAGGAAAAAGAUGCAAUAAUAAUACUAAUAAUGGUAAGAAACUACAGCACAAUUCAAAGCUUACCAUAUUGUGUUUUUUUUUUCUGCAAAAAAGGGCUUAGCAGUGAUUCUAAUCUUAUGCUAUAACACAUACCUAGAGCACAGAGACAGCAGGGCAUCUGCCCAUAAAAUCAGUUUGCCUUCCUCUGAUUAACAGAAAACAGAACAGCAGAUCCUUCUCUUCAGCUUUAAAAACACUCUAAUUGUUAGAGUACCUGGCAUCCAAGGCUGCCACCUCCCUACCUAGCUGAAAGGUUAUCGCAUAGCACAGGUCACUGCCCCCCAUUCAGGGGUAGUGUGGGGAGAGUCUCUGUGUAAGGAAGGGCAGGUGGUUAAGAUUUUGACCAGGUUAGUAAUAUUCCUCUAGGUUGUAUAGUCCACAAGAUUUGUAGUGCUGCCGUAAAAAUAACAGUGAUUUUAAAUACAAUUAAGAAAAGACACACUGUAAUAAUAUUCUCCAGGUUAGAUAUACAAAGGACUUGUUUGUCUGUUUCCUGAUCUUACUGUGUACAUAAUCUAUAAGUAACUGAGAAAAGUCAAUACAAAAAUCAAGCAUAUGCCCAAGCAAAAAAAAAACAUUACAUACAUAAAGGAACUCUGGAGAAAAAAAUGCACAAUUUCAGUCUGCAUUGAUCAAAAAGAUAGCAGAGUUUUGCAAGAAGAAAGGAAACAAAAAACUAAACAUGAAACUAACAUCUAUUGAUAUCACAUUUAAAAGUAUGUAUGUUUUCCAAAAUAUGAUUGCAUAGCACCAAUUGUUUUGUUUAAUUCAAGCCUAGGUUUACUGCUUCCCUGAAAAAUAGGGUGAAGUAAAAAAAGGGGGGGGGGGAGGAGUAAUUCCUAUGCAGUUAGAAAAUAUGAUAAAGAGCUUUAAAAAAUCAGUCAUUAUUUAACAACAUUUUUUUUUUUUGUCUUUUUCCUUUUUAUCAGUAUGGUGGAUGAAACUCACAACUGCCUGCUUGCAAGGCAGGCGCUUAUGCCGCUGACCUAAAACCCCAGCCUCUUAAUCAAUAUUUUUAAACUGAUAAGAUAUCAUUGUAUUCACAUGAACAACAUCAUGACACAUAAAAUAUAAAAAUACUUUCCAAAUAUUCCAGGGCAUGUAAAAUUGUGGAAAGCAAAUUGCUGAUUAAGUUUCCUUUCGUAUUUUUCUUCUAACUUGCAGCAAUCCCCCUGUCUCAGGGUCCCUAAUGUUGGAAUUACAGGCAGGCACCAUUGUGCCUGGUUUCUACUUGAAUGCCUUUCUACUCUUUUUUUUCAUAUCUUCUUUGUUAUUCAACUCAUACUUUAAGGUAACUAAUCUAUGGCCCAAAUCUACAACUGAAUUGACUAAGAUUCAAAAUAUGUAAUAUUUUGAAAGGCUCAAAGUUUGCACUAUGUGCAAAUCAAGACUUUACCACUCUGCUAGAAACACAAAACCAAUUCUUCUCUAAGUCUCUUUAUCAUAUAUUAAUUCUUAAAUUGAUAAUAAAUCUUUCUUCCAGUUUAAUGACAAAAAUAACAAACAUGUGCAAGGCACAGUCUAAGGGCUUAACUGCAUAGGUGGUCAGACCAUCUCUCAAGGUUGGUUCUUAAGUAUUCAAGAAAAUAUCCUAUUGAGGUAUUUCUUCAAGCAUUUUCUAAGUACAUUUGCUAAAGGGCUACUCAAAAUCUAAAUGUAUGGGUCUUUAAUUUAUGUUCAAUGACAGAGUAUAUUUUAAUAAAAUUAUUUUUGUCUAGUUCUAUUUGAAUUAUUUUGUGCAUUUAAAAAUAUUGAGAGGAUUUAUAGACUAUAACAGGUUGUCAAAACAAAGGUUAAGAAUAUGAUUUUGCAUAUUGAUAAGAAAGUUUAUUACAAAAAUGUAUCCCAAUGUAUUUGUUUAUACACAUGCAUAAAUAAUGUUCACAUUGAAACUGCAUUGUUUCAAUAUGCUUAGUCAUUCUUUUUAAACCAAGAAAUUUUUGUAAAGUUCAACAUGCUCUGAAAAACUGCAUCGAACUAAGUAGUAUUUAUCAAUAUUCUGGCUUAUAAAUUAUAAUAUGAACACAUAUUUAAACAAAAAAAUUAUAACCCGAAUGUUAACUGUAGCUUUUAAAUGAAAGAUUCAUGACUUAACCAAUAGUAUUGCAUAUCUGAUAUGAAUAAAUCUACAUAUUCUGUUUCUAAUUAUAAUAAAACUUGAUUCUUUGGGGAAAAAACAGCCAUAUUCUGAAAGUGAAUCCAACAUAUCAGAUAACUAAAAUUCAGAUUAGUAAGAAGUGACUAGCCAAGUGUGGUGGUACACGCCUGUAAUCCCAGCACUUGGGAAGCUGAGGCAGGAGGACAGUUGCAAAUUUGAGACUAGCCUGGGCUACAAAGUGAGCCUAAUGCCAGCCCAAAAUGCAUAGCAAAACCUUAUCUGAAAAAAAGUGACAAACUAAUGACAAUCAAUUGAAUGAAGAUUACAUUAAUUCAGUUUCAGCCUGUAAUAACUAAAAACACACUCUGGGCCUGGUGGAUACAUAUCACAAAUAUUAUCUUUUUGUCUUCUUCUGGGAAGUUUAAAUCAACAUUUAACUGGUUAAGAGUUUUUAAAGCAGCCUCACUCAGGUGGUAGUUAUAAAGAAUUAGAAUUUCAUAUAUCUUACUUGUGUCCUAGUUUCAAAUAUUUAACCAAUGCCUGAGGCUUUGCUAAUUACUAUACAGUGUUUCUAUGUGAAUAAAGAAAAUAAAUAAUGCAGGUCAACUUAAUCGUAUCACUUUAUGAUUAACAAAAUCAAUUUUAAGACAAGCCUAAUUUUUGAAGUUACAUAUCAUAAAAUGUGAGUGUAAAGACAAUAAACAUACAAAGCAUGUUAAUAGA